Molecule: messenger RNA, 8211 nt
Organism: Pelmatolapia mariae (spotted tilapia)
Lineage: Eukaryota; Metazoa; Chordata; Actinopteri; Cichliformes; Cichlidae
Product: collagen alpha-1(XIV) chain-like
Exons: 48
Coding region: 141-5741 (1866 amino acids)
Cellular component (GO): interstitial matrix
Molecular function (GO): protein binding
Source: RefSeq, a predicted model, not a curated record
CGGAGUUGGUGAACAGCGUGAAUCAGAGUCGCUGUGGGGACUGCUGAGCUCGGCGCACAGCUGUCAGGAGGAGAGCCGCGGAACCUGCAAACUUAUGAACUGAGAAGGUGUAUCGUGUCCUUCGGUCUGCUGGCAUCAGGAUGCGGUUCACAGUCAGACUGAGUCUCUGCCUGCUGGGCUUCUUUCUCAUCUCUGUGUUCCCUCACGCAGCACAAGGCCAAGUUUCAUCACCAAGAAGGCUUCGUACCAAAGUCCUGAGCCCCACCAAGCUGCACGUGUCUUGGAAAGAACCCAAAGGACAGUUUGAAAGCUACAAAGUCAUUUACACCACACGACCAGGCGGAGAGCAGAAGGUGGUUCAGGCAUCAAAGCAGGAAGCAAAACUGGUCAUCGAGGACUUUGAUCCUUCUAAAACGUACAACUUUAAGAUCAUUGCAGUCCAUGAGGGGCAGGAGAGCAAACCUCUUCAGGGCAAACAUGAAGCUCAGCAAUCGGCUGUUGAAAUGGCUCCAUCCCAAGGGAGAAAAAACGGCAGCGUCACACAGGAGAACAAUGAGAUCUCAGAAGCUGAAGCGGGAUUUAUGUGUAAGACUCCAGCCAUAGCCGACAUCGUGAUCCUGGUAGACGGUUCCUGGAGUAUCGGGCGGAUCAACUUCAGGCUGGUCAGGACCUUCCUGGAGAACCUGGUCAAGGCGUUCUCUGUGGAGAUUGACAAGACUAGGAUUGGUCUGGCUCAGUACAGUGGAGACCCCAGGAUCGAGUGGCAUCUGAACGCUCACACCACUAAAGAGUCUGUAAUCGAUGCUGUGAAGAAUCUGCCAUAUAAAGGAGGAAACACACUGACAGGUCUGGCUCUGACCUUCAUCCUGGAGAACAGCUUCAAACCCGAGUCAGGCUCCAGACCCGGUGUUCCCAAGAUAGGAAUCCUCAUCACCGAUGGGAAGUCCCAGGAUGAUGUCAUACCCCCAGCGCAGAGCCUGAAGGAUGCUGGGAUUGAACUGUUUGCCAUUGGUGUGAAAAAUGCUGAUGAGAAUGAGCUGAAGGCGAUUGCCUCACCUCCAGAGGAAACUCACGUUUACAACGUGGCAGACUUCAGCGUGAUGAGCGACAUCGUGGAAGGUCUCACCAAGACCGUUUGUGACCGCGUGGAGCAGCUCGACAAGAAGAUCAAAGGGGGGGCGGAGCCUGCCCCGCCACCAGCCGUCGUGGCUGCCCCUCGUGACCUCGUGACCUCACAGAUAACUGCUCGUAGUUUCCGGGUGACAUGGACACACGCGUCGGGCCAGGUGGAGAAAUACCGAGUGGUGUACUACCCCGCCAGUGGGGGGCAGCCAGAAGAAAAGGUGGUCCAGGGGACCCAGAACAGUGUGGAGCUGAGCUAUCUGAACUCUCUGACAGAGUACCAGGUGGCUGUUUUUGCCGUCUAUCGCAGCGCCGCAAGUGAAGCCCUGAGAGGAAGUGCUACUACAUUGGCCCUGCCCACGGUGAACAACCUGGAGUUGUUUGAUAUUACUCACAGCACUAUGCGGGUCCGCUGGAAGGCCGUCGCUGGGGCUUCUGGGUACAUGAUCCUGUACGCCCCGCUGACUGAAGAGGACGCUUCAGAUGAGAAGGAGGUGAAGGUGGAUGACUCGGUGACUGAGGUGGAGCUGGAAGGAUUGACUCCAGCUACUGAGUACACAGUGACAGUUUACGCCAUGUACGGAGAGGAAGCCAGCGACCCCAUGACCAGCCAGCAGACCACAUUACCGCUGAUCCCAGCGAGGAACCUUCGUUUCUCUGAGGUGGAUCACAGCUCUGCCCGGAUCACAUGGGACUCCGCCUCCAAGAAGGUUAAAGGGUACCGCAUCAUGUACGUCAAAACCAAUGGAGUCCAGACCAAUGAGGUGGAUGUUGGCCGUGUGACAACCUGGCUGCUGAAAAACCUGACGUCACUGACGGAGUACACUGUUGGUGUGUUUGCCGUCUAUGAUGAAGGACAAGCUGAGGUUGUGACAGACAGCUUCACCACAAAAACUGUCCCGGACCCAGUGGACUUGAGGAGCAGUGACAUCUCCACGGACAGCUUCAGGGUGUCCUGGGCUCACCCGGCGUCUGAUGUGGUGCUCUAUCGACUCACCUGGACACCCACCGAUGGAGAAGAGAGCAAUGAGGUUUUGGUGAAUGGGAAUAUCAACACCUACCUGAUAAAGGAACUCACCCCCUCGACAGAGUACGAAGUCCUCCUGGCCGCCAUUUACGGGAAUGAGCUGGAGAGUGAUGAGGUGAUCCUCGUGGAGUCCACCGUUGAAAAAACAACCACCAUUGCCACGACAACCACCACCGUAGCAGCUCCUCGAUACGGGGUGAGAAGUAUGAAGAUCGAUGAAGAAACUACGUUCAGCAUGCGGGUGUCCUGGCAGCCCGUCGACCCCAGAAAUGUUCGACAUUAUCGACUGAGCUACAUCAGCGCGAGGGGAGACCGAGCAGCAGAGACGAGAACAGUGCCCACUGGUCAGAACAGCCUGGUUCUGCAGCCUCUGCUGUCAGACACAGAGUACAAAGUCUCCAUCACUCCUGUUUACCCCGAGGGAGACGGACCGGCAGCCGCCGAGACGGGACGGACGCUUCCUCUCUUAGCUCCCAGGAACCUGCGCGUCUCAGAGGAAUGGUACAAUCGCUUCAAGAUCAGCUGGGAUGUUCCACCGUCGCCCACAAUGGGGUACAGGGUCAUCUACCAGCCUCUAACUGCCCCUGGACAAGCUCUGGAAACCUUUGUGGGGGAGGAUGUGAACACCAUGCUGAUCGUUAACCUGCUGAGUGGUACCGAGUACAGUGUCAAGGUCAUCGCCUCCUACUCCACUGGAUCCAGCGAAGCCCUGACAGGAAGGGCCAAGACCUUGUACCUGGGCGUGACUAACCUGAGUACCUAUCAGGUGAGAACGAAUGGGCUGUGUGCCCAGUGGCAGCCUCACCGACAUGCCAGCGCCUACAGAGUGGCCCUGGAGUCGAUGGUUGGCAGUCAGAAGCAGGAGACGAGACUGAGUGGAGGAGCGAGCAGGCACUGUUUCAACAACCUGAAGCCCAACAUGCAGUAUAAGAUCAGCAUCUAUGCUCAGCUGCAGGACGCGACCGAAGGGCCCGCGGUCACCACUACUGAGAAGACACUACCCGUCCCGACCCCACCACCCACCAAGCCCCCGACCACCACGCCUCCACCCACAAUCCCUGCUGCCAAGGAAGUCUGUAAAGCUGCCAAAGCAGACUUGGUCUUCCUGGUUGACGGUUCCUGGAGUAUCGGAGAUGAAAACUUCCUGAAGAUCAUCCGUUUCCUGUAUAGCACCAGUGGAGCUCUGGACCGGAUCGGGCCGGAAGGCACACAGGUGGCUAUUGCCCAGUUCAGUGACGAUGCCCGGACAGAGUUUAAGCUGAACUCCUACAGUGACAAGGAGGGUCUGCUGGACGCCAUCAACAAGAUCUCCUACAAGGGAGGAAACACUAAGACAGGUCGAGCCAUCCAGCACGUGAAGAAAAACAUCUUCACAGAAGAGGCGGGAGCGAGGAGAGGAAUCCCCAAAGUCCUCGUGGUGCUCACUGACGGUCGAUCUCAGGAUGACGUCAACAAAGUCUCCAAAGAGAUGCAGAUGGAAGGUUACAUCGUGUUUGCCAUUGGCUUCGCUGAUGCUGACUACGGGGAGCUGGUGAGCAUCGCCAGUAAACCCAGUGACAGGCACGUGUUCUUUGUGGAUGACCUGGACGCCUUCAAGAAGAUUGAAGAGAAGCUGGUGACCUUUGUGUGUGAAGCUGCUACUGCCACGUGUCCGGCUGUACCGAUGAGUGGCAGCACGAUGCCAGGCUUUCGCAUGAUGGAGCUGUUCGGGCUCGUGGAGAAUCGAUACAGCAGCAUGUCUGGCGUUUCCAUGGUACCCGGCACCUUUAACACGUUCCCCUGUUUCCACCUGCACAGCGACGCGCUGCUGGCACAGCCAACCAGGUACAUCCAUCCUGAGGGGCUGCCUUCUGACUACACCAUCACCCUGCUGUUCAGGCUGCUGGCCGACACUCCCGAGGAGCCUUUUGCGCUCUGGGAGAUCCUCAACAAGAACAACGAACCUCUAGUGGGAGUCAUCCUGGACAAUGGUGGAAAAACGCUGACGUUUUUUAACAAUGACUUUAAAGGAGAGUUUCAGACAGUCACCUUCGAAGGGCCGGAAAUAAAGAAACUCUUCUUUGGAAACUUCCACAAGCUUCACCUCGCCAUCAGUAAGACGAGCGCCAAAGUGUUCGUUGACUGCAAAAUGGUGUCUGAGAAGACCGUCAACGCAGCAGGAAACAUCAGCACUGAUGGGCUGGAGGUUCUUGGUAGGAUGGUCCGUUCCCGAGGGAACAAGGACAACUCUGCACCGUUUCAGCUCCAGAACUUUGAUAUCGUCUGCAGCACCUCGUGGGCCAACAGAGACAAGUGCUGUGAACUUCCCAGUCUGAGGAAGGAGGUAGACUGCCCGGCCUUGCCUAAAGCCUGCACCUGCACCCAGGACAGCAAAGGCCCCCCAGGCCCUGCUGGACCACCAGGAGGCCCAGGAAUCAGAGGAGCCAGAGGAGAACGUGGAGAGCCAGGCCCUGUGGGACCAACUGGUCCUGUUGGAGAUACGGGUCUUCCAGGACCUCAGGGACCCCCAGGACGGCAAGGACCCAGUGGACGCUCCAUUAUCGGACCCCCGGGCAGUCCUGGAGAGAGAGGUCAGAAAGGUGAUGUGGGACAACAAGGAACUCAGGGGGUUCCUGGAAGACCCGGAGGUCCAGGGAGGGAAGGACCUCCAGGACCCAGAGGACUGCCAGGCAAAGAUGGCCCCCCAGGCACACAGGGCCCCCCAGGAACCAUCGGAACUCCAGGAGCUCCAGGAUCCCCAGGAAGUACAGGCCCUCCAGGAAAGCAGGGAGAGCUGGGCCCACCGGGACCUCCUGGAACUAAGGGAGAGAAAGGUGAACGGGGAGAUCUCCAGUCGACAGCAUCAGUUCAGGCCAUUGCCAGACAGGUCUGUGAGCAGCUGAUCCAAAGCCACAUGGCGCGCUACAACAGCAUCCUGAACCACGUGCCGAGUCCUCCGGUGUCAGUCCGCACAGUUCCCGGACCACCAGGAGAGCCUGGUCGAGAAGGACCCCCGGGACCACAGGGAGAACAGGGACCCUCAGGCAGACCAGGCUUCCCAGGACAAAAUGGACAGAAUGGGCAACCAGGAGAAAGAGGACAACCAGGAGAGAAGGGUGAUAAGGGAUCUCCAGGUGUUGGUGUUCAAGGACCCAGAGGACCUCCAGGACCACCUGGUCCCCAGGGACAGGGCAGACCAGGUAGCUCUGGACCCUCAGGACGACCUGGAAAUCCCGGAGUACCCGGUCGGCCCGGAGCCCCCGGUCCCAUCGGCCCCCAGGGGCCUCCGGGUUACUGUGAUCAGAACUCCUGUGUGGGCUACAAUGUUGGAGAAGGCGAGGAUGUCACUGACGGCGGCGCUGUCCCCGCAGUCCAACUACCACCCAGCGUCUUCCAGAACUACGGCGAGGUCGAGGAAGACGAUCCGUACCGCUACUACCAGCCCAACUACCCGGCCCCUCGACCAGUGGCGCCCGAUGAUCCCGCACUGGCCCUGGGUGACAUUGAGCUGAGAUCUCCUGGUGUCUACCGCACCUCUCGGAGUGUGAAGGAGGAGGAAGAGAAAGUCGGGUCGAAGAGACGACUAAAGAGAGGCGCUGCGUGGACUAACUGAGAGGAGUUGAUUCUGAUUGGGCGGCUCGGAGCUGCUAUGGACUAAUCAACAAGUGCCUGAUGUAAAGGAUUUCUUAUGGACAUUGUAGAGGGACGGGAAGGGAUACCAGUCGGGACUAUUGUAACUCAUCUAUGCUACAUUAAGAAAACUGUUUCAAAACAAUUUACAUUUUGUUUGUUUUUCAUUUGUCAACAAUAUUGUUUGGAAAUCGUCGGAUCUUAAAGAGGGUUCAUGUUUCACAGGUGAACUGUUCUCACAGACUGUAUAACAAAGGUUCAUGUAGCCACCAAUGAUGUUCCCCGCUGGUUUCUAACGUUUCAUUUUGAAUCCUGUUUGGUUUCCUGAUACUGUUUAAAGAAGCAAUGGUUCAGUCUGAGAAACCAAUGGAAAUGGUCAAAGGGUCGUGACCUCUCAGUUCAUAGACAGCAACACAUUAAAGUACAGUACCGUGUCAAAACUGGGCAAAAAUACAGCCGUCCAUUAUUUUUAACUGCUUCAAUAAGGAUCAUGGGGAGGAACAGAGUCUUUGCUAGUUAACACACAGUGAGUGGUCUAUCACAGGGCUGUCGGCUGUUUGCUUCAACCAGUGGAAUAUUUAAUUAUAUCCACAAGAAGGGAAACCAAGAUAACAAGAGACAACAAGAGACAAGAGACAUAACCACUUGUAUAGAUCCACAUGUAGAUAUGACAAAAAAGGUUAAGUUGUAAAAUGAACAUUAGGAACACUGAUGAACUUCUCAUUAUUCAGUCAUUAACAGUUAUGGUUUAACAUGUACUGACCAAGAUGUAAACGAUCUAAAUGGGCCUCAGAAUGUAAAUCUCUUUGAAGCAGAGUUUGAUAGAGAAUCUCUGCAGUCAUCAGCACACAGCUGCUGGAUUAUCCCAGGCUUAACUUCACUGCUUUGAAUUAAACACAUCAAGAAAUCUACGACUCCAGAUACUCCAUCUACCUUAAUAUCUGCAACAUUAAAUUCUGUUAUUUACAAAGUAAACACAGCUUGAAACAGAUUGUUGAACAAUAUAAAUAAAAACCUGAUAAAUAUCUAAAUGUACCACUGCUUACCUUCAGUCCCUCUGAUGAUAAAUGGUCCCUCAGCUUUACUGAUUACAGUUUGCUAAAUCAUACACUGCUCGCUCCCUCAGUCCUCAGAACAGCAGCUGAACUGCUCUGAACUCUGCAUCUACACACAGAUGAUCUAAACAAACGGAGCCUUAAAUCACGUCCCACUUUAUCAUUUUUAUUCUUUGUUGGUCAGUUGAAUAAAAAAAAUCCAGUGGUUUUAAAUAAGACUGAAAACGACUGAUUUUGACCCUAAAAGUUUAAACUUGAACUGUUUACUGAGGUCACAGAUCGACUGAGUGUGGCAGUUUCCCCACAGACGUCUGUUUGUCAAACGCUGCCACCUUCUGGUCAUCAGAGAGAAUUUAGGGUUCAAGGCUAAUCAGACGUAGAAGCUACAUCCUUCUUUUAUAUACAGUCUGUAACUGUCCCUGUGGUCGUCUUAAUCAGAGACUCGUCUGUCAUUUAUAUUUUUAACCUGCUUGGUUAAGUGCCUCCAAACGGUCCAGCAACAACUUAUUUUCAAACUGUCUCCUUCAUUAUUAUUUCUUUAAAGCCUGUUAGUCUUAAAAGAUUUUAUUUUACUCUGUUGCUUCUCUGACAGAAAAAAUAAAAUAAAAAUAUCUAAAAGGUUUUGAUUUAAAUUGCAAAGUAUUUGAUGAAAAUGAUGUAAUCUGUUAGUGUGUUGGUCCUGUCCUGCAUCAGUCUGAUUAUUACCUCCAGUGUCUUUGUUUUAAAGCCUCUCAAACUUUGCCACCAGUUUCCAACUUCAGAACUAAUAUUUAUGUAAAGUUUUGCAUGUUUUUGUUUAUUUCAGUUACCAUGCAGUGUAUCAUUUUCUAAUCAUAGAGCCAUACAAACAUUUUAUUGUUACAUAUUCAUAUUAUUUUGUAGUGUUUGAGUGCAGGUAUUGUCACAGUAUUAAGCUCAAACUGGUCUCUGUGUUUGGGGAGGCUGAUGAAAAUAUAAGUUGUAAAAACCGAGAUUAUUUCUGUGUAAAUGUAUUUUGGUUCAGUCUGUCAACCCACAGUUUUACUCAGAGAAGCAAAUUUAACAAACUUUAGUUGAAAAAAAGUUAUUUUUCACAACGCUCUCUGUUUCUUACUUGGUGUUUUUAUUUAGUUAUCACUUCAUUUCUUUUCUUGUCUUUAUAUUCAGACUUUAAUCCCUUUGGUCUCAUUGUCUGAAAAAAAUCCCAGUUAUGUGGAGGACUGUGCUUUUAUUCAACCUUGUGUUUGAUGUGAGUUUGGCCAGAAUUUGAACUUUGAACUUUCCUUCUUAGUGUUUUUGAAGCCUUCAGGUCUGUGAGGAGAGCAGUUCCCUCUACACCUCUGACCAGAAUGUUUAAAAAAAUAAAAUCAAGGAAUUAAUUUAUUUUUUACUGGUAUUGAUUUCUGAGAACAAUAAAAC